Molecule: messenger RNA, 2629 nt
Organism: Podarcis raffonei (Aeolian wall lizard)
Lineage: Eukaryota; Metazoa; Chordata; Lepidosauria; Squamata; Lacertidae
Product: melanotransferrin-like
Exons: 16
Coding region: 273-2480 (735 amino acids)
Biological process (GO): iron ion transport
Cellular component (GO): early endosome; plasma membrane; recycling endosome
Source: RefSeq, a predicted model, not a curated record
GCUGCAGCAGCUUCCAGGAUAUGCCUUUGCACGGGCUCUUAAUCGGCUAAGCCACUAGGUGGUAGUGAAGCAAUGGUAAGCUCUGUUGUCCCCUGACUGCCGGGGGGGGGGGCGUUCCUUGAAGGCAGUCAUUCACCUUGCCAGAUCCAAAGUCUUCCCCCCUCCCCCUGGAGGUGGGGACAUGCAGGGUGGCAUCGCCUGCCUCCUUUUCCAGAGAGGAAUCCAAGAGAGAAGGCUGAGCAGCAGCUUCCAGAGAGCUCCCUUCCUCCACCAUGAAGAGCGUCGCCCGUCCUUCUGCCCUUCUGCUCUGCUUUCAAGCUGUCUUUGCCUUGGACCAGCUGAAUUGGUGCACAGUCUCUGACAAAGAGCUUGCCAAGUGCAGCGACAUGAGCAAAGCCUUCUUCAGGGCCAACAUUCGACCCCUGCUGACUUGUAUGAGAGGUGUCUCAGCCAGCGACUGCAUAUCGAUGAUCAAUGCAAGUGUGGCAGAUGUGGCAGCCGUGGAUGGCGGCACCAUUUAUCAGGCUGGGAAGGAAUACAACCUGAAGCCAGUGGUGGGAGAAGCCUAUGGCCAAGAUGUUGGCACGUCCUACUACGCAGUGGCUGUUGUGAGAGCAAAAUCCAGCUUGACUAUCGACAGCUUGCUGAGGACCAAGUCGUGCCACACGGGCAUCAACAGGACAGCCGGUUGGAACGUCCCCAUUGGCUUUCUUCGUGACAGCGGCCGGAUGCCAGUGAUGGGCUGCGAGGUAGCUGCAGCCGUGGGCAACUAUUUCAGUGCUAGCUGCGUCCCUGGAGCCAGUGGAAACGGCUACCCAGCUAACCUCUGUGAGCUCUGCAGAGGAGACGGGGCUGGCCGGGGGAAAUGUGAGCUGAGCCCCAACGAGGAUUAUUACGACUAUAUGGGCGCCUUCAGGUGCCUGGUGGACGGAGCAGGGGAGGUGGCCUUUGUGAAGCACAGCACAGUCGCCGAAGCCACCGAGGGCCAAGCUCCCCCCUCGUGGAUCCCGCCGGGGCUUCAGGCCACGGACUUCCAGCUCCUUUGCCGGGAUGGCAGCAGAGCGGCCGUGACGGAGUGGAGGUCCUGCCACUUGGCCCGUGUCCCUGCGCACGCCGUGGUGGCCAGGGAGGACGCGAAUGCCAGCCUCAUCUUCCAGCUGCUCAACCAGGGGCAGCAAAGGUUUAACACCGAAGGUGCUGAUUUCCAGAUGUUUGACUCUUCAGCCUAUGAUGGAAAGAAUCUUCUCUUCAAAGACUCCACCAUGGAGCUGGUUCCUAUUGUGGGCCAGUCCUACCAGGCCUGGCUGGGGGAAGAGUACAUGCAUGUCGUGCGGGGACUGGACUGUGACCCUACAAGGCUGCCUCCCUUCCUGCGCUGGUGCGUCUUGUCUACAGAGGAGAUCUGGAAAUGCAGCCAGAUGGCCACGGCCUUCAAGGAGAAGCAGCUGAAGCCGGAGCUGCAGUGUGUUUCGGCAGAGAGUCCCGAGCAGUGCAUGGAGCGCAUCCAGAACAGAGACAUUGACGUUGUGUCUCUGGCCGGAGAGGAUAUUUACACGGCCGGGGAGACAUAUGGCCUGGUGCCAGCUGCUGGCGAGCAUUAUGCAGACGAGGACACCACCAGCACCUACUACGCAGUGGCCCUCGUGCGGCGGGUGGCUGAUGACGCCUUCACCAUCUACGAGCUGCAAGGAAGGAAGUCCUGCCACGCAGGUUAUGGGACAAUGGCUGGGUGGAAGAUGCCCAUUGGCCUCUUGCUGAAGAAGGGGUUCAUCCGUCCUCAGGACUGCAACAUCCCCAAAGCGGUGAGCACCUUCUUCUCUGGCAGCUGCGUUCCUGGGGCCCCAGGAGAUGGCUACCUGGACAGCCUGUGUGAGCUCUGCAUUGGGGACCUCAGUGGCAAAUACAAGUGCAGUGCCAGCAGCCAAGAACGUUACUAUGGCCACGCUGGAGCUUUCAGGUGUUUAGCUGAGGGUAAAGGCGAUGUGGCCUUUGUCAAGCACUCCACAGUCUUUGAAAACACAGAUGGGAACAACACGGGCUCCUGGGCCUCCCAGCUGCGCUCGGGGGAUUUCCAGCUCUUGUGCCCAAAUGGUGCCCGUGCAGAAGUUAGCCAGUUUGCCCACUGUCAUUGGGGACAGGUGCCCGCCCACGCCAUCAUGGUCCACCCAGACACAAAUGCUUUGGCUGUUUUUGGACUUCUGAACAUUGCACAGGACUUCUUUGGCGACCACAAUGAAAAUGGAUUCCAAAUGUUCAACUCUACAGCCUUCAAAGGGGAAGAUUUGAUCUUCAGGGACUCCACCGUUGCCAUUGUGCCAGUUGGGGCGAGGAGGACGGCCAUCUCCUGGCUGGGGGAGCCAUUUGUGGAGGCCCUGCAGGGCCUGAGGGCUUCCCAGUGCUCUGGUGCAGCUUUGUCAGUGAAUGUCUUCCUCCUGCUGCUGAUGACAAGUCUUGGUCUUGCUGGAUUCUGCUGUCCGUGAUCCAUUGGCUGAAUGCCAGCAUGCCAGGAGGCAAAAGGCAGCUGCAACAUGGACCACCACCACAAAGUCAACAAACCAAUCAAAUCAGCUGGCCUGAUCCAUCUGGAAGAAGUGGAGCAUGCUGGGCCUUCCUUUUUCCUCAGACCAUA